Molecule: messenger RNA, 534 nt
Organism: Ogataea haglerorum
Lineage: Eukaryota; Fungi; Ascomycota; Pichiomycetes; Pichiales; Pichiaceae
Exons: 2
Coding region: 1-534 (177 amino acids)
Molecular function (GO): RNA binding
Source: RefSeq, a predicted model, not a curated record
AUGGUCUGUGCAGAUAACAGGAUCGCCACAGAGGACCCCCUAAUUUUGUGGCCCAAAUUCAGCCAGCCGCCAAAAAAGGGGGUUCUGGUGAACAAGCACUACGCUUUUGGUGAUAUCUUUCGGCUAGAUAGAAAUUCGGAGCCUCCGCUCACAAAAUUGUGCGGAAAGAAUGUUGAUCUGAGACCGCCAACAAGAAUCGGAUAUCUGCAGGAAAAUAAAGUUCUGACCGAGAGAAACACCGUACCUGCUGUUUCUUCUGCAAAACAGAAUGUGGCAGUGAAAAAGCAGUACCGCAUGACACGCAAGGAGAUAGGGUCACUGAUUGGGAAGAAAGGGAAGGAUAUUGAACGGCUCCGGGAACAGACGGCAGCGAAAAUCAAAAUACACGACGCAGCCGACACUGAGAACGUGGCUUUAGUUACAGGUGUUAACCAGCUGCAACUGCUCGAGAUCACGGGCCUCCGAGAAGAAGUGAAGGAGGCCGAGCAGCUGAUCCAAAGGAGAAUUUGUCAGUGGCGUGCUACCAAAAGUUGA